AUGCAGCAAGAAGAGGAACAGCUGAGAUGUCCAAAACAUGGGAAGAAGCUGUACUACUUCUGUGAGGAAGAUGGUGAAUUCCUCUGUGUGGUUUGUUGUAAUUCUAAGGUCCACAAAUCCCAUAAAUACAGCCGGAUAAAAGAAGCUGCCAAGCAUCACCAGGAACGGAUCCACUCAGAAUUCGAGUGCCUGCGGCAGAUACUGAAGGAUGAAGAGAACUUCCUCCUGUCCAGCAUUGAGCGCCUGGAGGAAGAGGGCACCAAGGAGGGUGAACACUACAACGCUGCCACGCAGGCACAGCUCAGCUCUCUCAAGGCUCUCAUAGAUUCCCUGAAGGCCAAGCAGCAGAUGCUACCCAGAGAGCUGCUACAGGACAUUAAAGGUACCUUGCAAAGGAGUGAGGUGGUUCAGUCUCAGUUUCAAAGCAAAACCCCAAUUCCUCUGGACCUGCAGAAACAACUCAAGAAAGUAAAGUCCAGAAAUGACUGCAUCAUCAGGAGCCUGAGGAAAUGUGGAGAUGAGAUCCAGGAUGACAGGAAGAAAGACCAAAGCAAGUUCCUCCAAGAUGCAAGAACAACUCACAAGCAGAACGCCCCUGUGACCUUCGAUGAGGCCUCAGCCCACAUCGGCCUCAAUAUUUCCAAGGACCUGAAAACGGUAACAGUGAGCAUGAUCCCUCAAAAGCACUCAGAGGAACCAGCGGAACCACAGCGCUUCUAUCCAUCCCGUUGUGUGCUGGGUUCACCAGGCUUCUCCACUGGCCGCCACACCUGGGAGGUUGAGCUCAGUGGGCCCAUUGGCAGGGCUUGCAUCUUGGGCGUGGCCUGGGAGCAGGUACCCCGCAAGGGCAACCUGGCCAUGGAACCCGCAAGCGGCUUCUGGGUUCUGCAAAUCACCAGUGCUGUGUGCCAGGCGCUCACUGAGAGGAACUCAUGGAAGACCCUCUGCUUCUGCCCCAAGAGAGUGAGUGUCUGUCUGGAUCUUGAGGGCGAGGAGGUCACCUUCUAUGAUGCAGCCACCAAGGACCACAUCUACACUUUCCACACCUCCUUCCCGGGAAAAAUCUUCCCUUUCUUCAUGCUGCUGUUCUCAGGUUCCCAGAUCAGCGUGAGCCCCUAG
Ochotona curzoniae (black-lipped pika) is the source of this 1119-nucleotide messenger RNA. Its product is annotated as E3 ubiquitin-protein ligase TRIM31-like. The transcript is spliced from 6 exons. NCBI's taxonomy places the organism in Eukaryota, Metazoa, Chordata, Mammalia, Lagomorpha, Ochotonidae. The record is from RefSeq and is a predicted model, not a curated record. Gene Ontology annotation, molecular function: zinc ion binding; protein binding. Bases 1 to 1119 code for a protein of 372 amino acids.